This is a messenger RNA of Lachancea lanzarotensis, 1845 nucleotides long. RefSeq names its product LALA0S01e00210g1_1. The record is from RefSeq and is a predicted model, not a curated record. The transcript has a single exon. NCBI's taxonomy places the organism in Eukaryota, Fungi, Ascomycota, Saccharomycetes, Saccharomycetales, Saccharomycetaceae. Bases 1 to 1845 code for a protein of 614 amino acids.
AUGGCAGUAAGAAAGAUUUCGUGCUGUCUAAUUGCAGCGAGUAGCUUAAUACUACUACUGUUAUUUUUUGGAAAUCUACUUAACAUUUAUGACAGAUCUUCGAUUUUGAAGUUGAAUAACAACGAUCGAGAAAGAUCCAAGCCUGCGGUUUCAAGCGCCAUAAGAUGGGACAACUACUCACAAUUCACCAGAGAUCUUGACUUUGAAAACAGUACGGCCCUUUUUAAUUCUGUGCGGGCAGCUCUGAGACAAGCCGCCUCCGACAUUCAUCCUGUUGGAGUUUCCUACUUCCCUGCUGUCAUUCCUGAAGGAACUUUGAUGUAUCAUGCAGGGCCAACACCUCCCACAACUUUCGAAUGGCUGGCAAUGGACCAUGAGUUUAGUUAUAGUUUUGGACUUAGACCCCCAUCCUAUGGAAGAAAAUCAUUGAAGAAGCAAGGACGUCGUCCAUACAAUCCCUUAGGCGGCACAGAUGAGAAACCCGAGUCAAGCGCCAAGAUGCUCACUUAUCGAGCGAGUAAAGACCUGAAUAGGCUGUUCUACCUCGACGGUGCGUCUGCAGCAAAAACCGAAAACACAGGUGAAAUGGACACUCAAGAAAUGCUGUCUAACGUCAUCAAAACCAAGCUGAAUCUGACAGGCGAUGAUGAAGAUAUGAUCAUGAAAGAAAGACUAUUUGCAUCUAGAAUCUGCAGAUGGGGGAAACCACUAGGUCUACAAGGUAUAGUGAGGGUUGAGGUGGGGUUUGAAGUAAUUUUAUGCGACUUUCUCUCUGGUGAUGUUGAAUUGGUCUCUUCCUUGGAGAUGGUCUCUCCUGGUGAGUACUUUGAAUUACCUCCACCAACAGUCGUUUCGAAGGACAACGGAUGGCCCCUUGAUGGUGACAACAACUUAGUAGAAGAAGAUCUUACUGAGGAGCAGAGGGCUACGCUUGACAGAGAAGACUCAUGGGAAGAAAAGUUAUCCAGAUUUCGCGCAAUCAAAAGCUUCAACUGGUUGCGUGCGGGUGCAAUUCAUGACAAAGGAGAGCAGAGGAUUCAACUAGACUACAGGUAUUUGAUAACCGGCAUUAACAGAACGUACAUCAACAAUGAUCCCAACAAUAGAAGGUUGUUGAAUGAUGGAAUGACUUGGGACAAGCAGUUACAAAUGGUUUCUAAUCUCGAACAGGCCUUAAAAAUAGGUUUCGACGCAACCCAAAGCACGAACUGGCAGCAGGUUUUCGACGAAAUAAGUGAUAAAUUUGCACCAAUGUUGAAGAUUCUGGGAGGCAUUUUGGACCGCAACGACACUUCAGUUGAAGAAAGGGCCAUUAAUGCGACCGCUGUCACACUGAAUUUCUGUCUCAGGUUCAUGUCGAAAAAAGGGGAUGACACUCAGUUUGGCGACGAUCAGAACUUUGCUGUUUACCAGUACGUGAGACCAUUGAAGGAACUGCGAACCGAUGCCGAUUAUCUGGUUUGGUCUGCGGCUGUCAAUGUUGUCAGCAAGAUUGUCCAAGUAAUUUACAAGGUCAACGACUUAUUGACUCCGAUCGUGAGCUCUUCGAUGCUCAAAGUUUCUUUGCAGGAUAUCGAAACUAUUGAAAUUGCUCAGAAAGAAGUCGAAGACUUGAUUCACUCUUUGGGGUGGAUUGAGUUUCAAUACCGCUGCAAGAACGUUUGUCAGUGGGAUGAAAUUUGCUACACCCCAUCCUGGGGCCCGUCACCUAUGGGCAGACAAGUACCAGGUUCGACGCAGGCCAAAAAGGGAACACAUUACGAUGAGUUCCGUAGGAGGUUAGUUAUCGACAAUGAACUCCAAUGUAUAAAUGUUGAUGACAUGCUACGCAACGCAGGGUUUUAA